Molecule: messenger RNA, 5829 nt
Organism: Myripristis murdjan (pinecone soldierfish)
Lineage: Eukaryota; Metazoa; Chordata; Actinopteri; Holocentriformes; Holocentridae
Gene: snap91a
Product: synaptosome associated protein 91a
Exons: 29
Coding region: 728-3616 (962 amino acids)
Biological process (GO): clathrin-dependent endocytosis; synaptic vesicle budding from presynaptic endocytic zone membrane; clathrin coat assembly
Cellular component (GO): clathrin-coated pit; synaptic vesicle; extrinsic component of presynaptic endocytic zone membrane
Molecular function (GO): SNARE binding; phosphatidylinositol-4,5-bisphosphate binding; clathrin heavy chain binding
Source: RefSeq, a predicted model, not a curated record
UGAAAACGCCACCAUCCACGGAGCCGGUGUGAAGCGAGCGUCGCCUGUGCUUGCAGGCUGUCCGUGGGCCGCAGAGAGGAAGCGUGCAGGGGAGGAGGAGGCGAGCCGCAGCACUGGAUGGGGGAUGAUGCUAGCCAGGCUCUGCACUCUCCGCUGAAAAAGCCAGAGACUGUCGGGACUGCUGAGGAUUAUCCAGGAGGCUGGAGGAAGAGGUGGGGGAGGCAUCGACGAGCAUCAUCCGGAGUGGGCCGUUUCGUAAGGGGGGAGGCUUUGCGAGAAAUAACGCGCUACAGCAAGACAUAGGCUGCAUGCAGGUUAAUCGGGGAAGAAAAGAAAACCAACGUGCAAAAUUUAAUUCUGCAGUAGCAUAACUUCAUUUACCCGCGAGAUUUUGUCAUAAAAAGGGUAACAGUGGCCUUGCAGCUCCAGUGAAAAAAAGUCUGAUUGUUCCAGAAACGCACAAGGUGCAGAUCCCAUAGAACAGAGGGGGAAUCAGCAGCUUUUCCAGCACAGCUAGAGACACCAAUGUCAUCCUUAGAAACUGAAAUUUCAUAGGACGCGGGCAGGCCUAUGUAUGGUUUCUCUUUUUUCCAAUUUCUGUCAGUAGGAGUGUCUCUGUCUCCUAGUAUCUGCUAGGGCAGCUGGGAUCACUGAGGCUCAUUUUGGGGGUGGGGGGGUAGGAUCAUAUUGGACGUUUGAUUCCUGAGGUUGGGCUCCAGGAGAGAAGAUGUCGGGCCAGACGCUGACGGACCGCAUCGCCGCGGCGCAGUACAGCCUGACGGGGUCUGAGGUGUCCCGGGCUGUGUGUAAAGCCACCACACAUGAACAGACGGCCCCCAAGAAAAAGCACCUGGAAUAUCUGAUCCAGGCCACCCAGGAGUCUAACGUGAACGUCCCACAGAUGGCUGACACGCUGUUUGAGAGGGCUGGCAAUGCUAGCUGGGUGGUGGUCUUCAAAGCCCUGGUCACCACACACCACCUCAUGGUGCAUGGCAACGAGAGAUUCAUCCAGUUCCUGGCCUCCAGAAACACCUUAUUCAACCUCAGUAACUUCCUGGACAAAACUGGCUCCCAUGGCUACGACAUGUCCACAUUCAUCAGACGCUACAGCCGCUAUCUCAACGAGAAGGCCUUUGCCUACAGACAGAUGGCUUUUGACUUUGGCCGAGUCAAGAAAGGAGCUGAGGGCGUGAUGAGGACAAUGUCCGUAGAGAAGCUGUUGAAAGGGAUGCCAACCCUGCAGAGUCAGAUAGACGCAUUGCUGGAGUUUGAUGUUCAUCCACAGGAACUAAACAAUGGGGUGAUCAAUGCCUGCUUCCUCCUGCUCUUCAAAGACCUGAUCAAGCUAUACGCCUGCUACAAUGACGGCAUUAUCAACCUGCUAGAGAAAUUUUUUCAGAUGAAGAGAAGCCAGUGCAAAGACGGGCUGGAGAUCUACAAGAGGUUCCUCACACGAAUGACCCGAGUUUCUGAGUUCUUCAAAAUUGCAGAGCAAGUGGGAAUAGACAAAAAUGAUAUACCGGAGCUUACUCAGGCCCCGGAAAGUCUUCUGGAGUCCCUGGAGACCCACCUCAACACCCUGGAAGGGAAGAAACCAGAGGAUAAGUCACCCACAAAGCAGGAUGCGACGGCCAACAACAGCUCGCCGGCUGCCGCUGCACCAGCCAAACCUGCACCUCCCGCGGCCGCUGCAGCCGCAGGAGGUCCCCCUGCUCGUCCUGGACCGCCUGCCAAACCUCCUCCACCCACUAUCACCCCCGCCCCCACCCCGGCAACCACCACCAGCAAUGCCCUUGAUGAUGGGUUCCUGUUGGAUCUAGACCCCAUGUCCUCCUCAUCAGCAGGUGGCGCUGCAGCAUCUUCUACAACUGCAUGGGGAGAUCUCUUGGCUGAGGCAACGCCGGCUGCCACAGACGGUGCCUCUGAAGCUCUCUUGGCCGAGGGCGAUUCUGACAAAGCCGAUUCUGAAGCUGCAGCCGCCGCUGCACCUGCCACGCCUACACCCGCUGCCGCCGCCCCCGUCGUCACUGCAGCCGCACCGGCACCGGCCUCGCUGCCUGUCCCCACCCCUCCCACCACCUCAGCCACAGACAUCGACCUGUUCGGAGAUGCAUUUGCGCCUUCCCCAGGAGACGGUCCUGGUGCCGUGGCCGCAGGCCCCGCUACUGAUGCAUUUGGUGGAUCUGACCCCUUCGCAACGACGGAGGGGAGUGCGGACAUUGCUCCAGAGCUGGACCUGUUUGCUAUGAGGCCCGCUGACACGGGGGCCGCCACCGUCACCCCCCCGACCUCUAGUGAGGCGCCGACCAUCGCUGCCCCUAUCGCUGCCCUUGCCGUCCCCACCCCUUCUUCCACCACCACCACAACCACAACCACCACCACCGACACCACCACCACAGAGUCUGCAGCCGCUCCCGCUCUAGAUAUCUUUGGUGAUAUGUUUGAUUCUAUGCCUGAGCAAAGCCCUACCACAGAAUCCAAAGCUGCUACCACUCCUAGCGUAGACCUUUUUGGUGCAGACCUUCCUGCUGUUUCACGCGGGCCAUCACCUUUGCCCGAGCCGGCUCCGGCUGGAGACAUCGUGACCGAUUCCUUCUCCACUCCAGCUCCUGCUGUUGCUCCUGCCGUUGCUCCUGCUUCAGCUCCGGCCCCAGAGGCCUCCUCUCCACCCAAAGCAGAGCCUGCGCCAGUCAUUGACCUACUGGACUCCUUCAGCGCUCCUGAAGAGGAGGUGCAGAGCUCUGCUCCUGGAGGGCCUGGAGACGACCUGCUGGGAGGCCUAAUGUCCCCCAGCCUGGCCCCCUCCGCUGCCCCUCCCCUGGCUGCGGCCCUGGCUCCUUCCCCAGCUCCAGUGCAGGGCGACCUCUUAGAGUCGGGCUUUGACGCUCUGGGCUCCCUGCCCUCCCCAACCCCUCCAGUGCCCGCUGCAGCCUCAGCAGUACCAAUGAUACCAGCAGCAGCGGAACCUGCAACCACCACACCAGCGCCCUCUGGUGGCUUUGAUGCCUCAAUGUUUGAUGGAUUAGGCGACUUGCUGAUGCCUGCCAUAACGCCCCAGAGCACCGGGGGCAGCACCGCAGGGAGCACUGGGACCCCAGGUGUCCCAGGCUUGGGAGCCAUCCCACCUGCCACACCGCCCCCCACCAAACCCAUCGGAGGGGAUCUGGAUUCGUCACUGGCCAACCUGAUUGGAGACCUUGGAGUGAAAAAAAAGGACCCACAGAGUGAGAAAAAGCUGACAGGAGGCGCCAACUGGAUGCCGCAAGUAGCUCCCACCAGCUGGGGUACACCAGGCGCCCCCUUGGCUGGUGCCGCACCGGGAGCUCCUGGGGCACCAGGUGCUGCACCUCCCAGUGGAGGCAUGGUGCCACCAAUGGGUGCCCAGCCUAGCUUUGGCAUGCCUCCUGCAGCAGGGCCUGGAGCUCCCAUGAUGCAGCCCAUGAUGGGACAGCCUAUGAUGGGACAGCCCAUGAUGAGGCCUCCCUUUACUGGGGUGGCUGGAGCCGCACCUGGAGCUGCUGCACCAGGAGCACCGCUUUCCCCUGGACCUGCGAGCCAGAGUCCCAAGAAGCCCAAGGACCCUCUGGCAGAACUCGACCUCAAGGACUUCUUAUAAUGGCCCAGGUGGGAGCUCAGGACACACACUGCUUUCUUUUCUGGAGCGGGGCCAUCUCACCAUUUGCCUGGUGUCUGUCAACAUCUCAGGAUACCAGAGACACCCCCACCCACGUUCAGCUAUUCAACCUUAAAAAAAAAGCCUCUCUACCCCAGCCAUCCACAUCCCGCCCUUCUCCUGUGUGAUGUCGUAGCACAAACUGUGAAAGUGAACCUUAGCGGUAUAUAUUAUAUAUAGAUGAGAAAAAAAAAACAAGCGUGUGCUUAUGUAGAUGUACUAAUCCUUUGUCUAAACAAAACCACACAAAAGCCUGAAAAAAAGUCCACAAAAGUAAGUGAGUGAAAGUGAAGGCGUAUGUGUUUAGAUUUAUUUCUAGUGUUGGCAUCUGAGUUGAAUGAUGGAUGUGCAGUGAUGUCCUAAGCUCCGCCCCCACAACCCUGUAUUUGACCCCGCCUCCUUGCAGAGGGGGAGGAGCACUUCUCUGUCCCACUCUGAUUGGAUUAGAGUGGUAAAUAAAGUCCCAUUAGAUUUUGGUUAAAUAUGUAGUGUAUCGUUUACAGAAAGGUCCUCUUUGAUGUACAUAUAUUUCUCUGGCAAAUCCGAGGGUUACGUCCUUAAUCCGUAUGUCUGUUGAAGAGAAAUAUAGAUGUGAAUCUGACAUGAAAUUGUAAGAAGUCGUGUGAGCAUCAUCUUAUUUCCCGUCAUCAUUUGAAAGUAUUUGGAGACAAAUAUGAAUACUGCUAUAUGAUUAAUAUAUAAUAAGAAACAACAUGUAUGGGCUUCUGACCAGCUAGUGGUAGUUUUUUGUGCUUUUUUUUUUUUUUAUUCAUGGCAAAUUUUUCUAUUUUCUCUUUGUGUCCUAUGUUGUUCAUACAGUCCCUUUCUUUUAGAGUCAUCCUCUAAACUGCUGUUGAUAUUUUGCAGGUAUUGCUAUUGACGAUCAUAUCUUACAAUUUAUUUUCAGAGAAAAUGUUAUAUUUUAGUUAUUUGUCACAGAGGUGAAUCCAAGCAGUCCUGCCAUAUGAAUAAUUAACUUGCAUAACAAGUCUGUACAAGCAUUUUCCUUCAGAUGUGUCUUUGUCAGUCCUCCUUUGACUUUCAUUAUUGCCUGUGACCAGGUCAGUAUAACUAUGGUUAUUUUUAUAUUUGAGAAGAAACAGCGUAUUCCUUUGAACUCUGUGCUCAGACAAGUCAAAUCCAAUAUCUUUUCCAGUGAGUUGGGUAUUUUUUUUCAAGUCUAACAGCAACAGCAAACCCCACACAUGCAUUACAGGUGGUUUGAAAUGCAGAUCAAAAAGCUUCUCUUCACUCUGAAUGGAUUUCAAUUGUUUUUAGGCAUUGCACACUACGAUAAAAAGAAGAAGAGAGAGCGCCAAACAUAGAGGAGAGCCAGCAACAAGACCAGUGACUGAGCAAAUGAAGAGUUUUCAGGGCUCCUCACAGAAAAGAAAGAAAGACAAGAAAUAAGAAAGCAUCUAACUGUAAUGUGAGUAAGUGGUUACAUCCAAAACAUCGAGUGUUAUUACAAUGACAUCUUAAGAUUAUGCUGAGUAAUCUCAAACCCAAUCUGGUCACUUGUAAAUUUCACUGCUGGCAGUCCGCCUAAAAGAUGAGAUUUAAAAAAAUAAAUAAAUAAAUAAAGCACCUCAGAUUUGCCUGCUGUCUGAACAUAGUGUUUGUUCUACAUGUUUAUUGGAUCAUUGUUGACCUUUGACCUGUUGUCAGUGAAACAGUGAUGUUGUAUGUGGUCACAUGGGAGGGGUGGUGCGUAUUAUAUAAGCCCACAGGAGGUCACUGUUGAACAGUUUAUCUGGUAGUUGCCGGGCAAGUUUCUCCAACAGCAUCUUUACACAGAGUUCCUCUCAGUCCCAUUGAUUUACAAUGGAACAAUCAUGUUCUUAGUGUUAACAUGCUGUUGGGUAGAUUUUGGGUGCAGAUGUGUUACUCCAGUGACCCCAGUCCUGUGCUGUAAACCCAACAAUAUAAAGGCCAAUGUGUGUGUGUGUCUUUGUGAGAAAGACCUGGCUAGACAAAAAUCAAAGGAUAUUAAUGAUUUAUUAUUUCGUUCAAAUAGUGCUUUUCUUUCUUCUUUCUUUUUUCUUUUUCCUUCCUCUUCUUCUUCUUUUAUUUUUAUUUAUUUAUUUAUUUUUUACAAUGGCCCUCCCAGUGCAUGUAAGCCCUUUGAGAUGCAAUAAACUCAAUGACGGAUGGAA